UAUAACAUCUCCAUCUAACUUUCAGUGGGCAGAAGAUCCCAGUUUUUCUUUCUCCAUAUUCCUCUCCAACUACUAGGAAUAAUAUAUUUUUCUUAUCUUUUCCCAAAGAAAUUAGAUUGAUACUUUUGAAGUUUGAUUUCCAUGGCAACCACGUCUACCUUGUGACAACAUGAGCUAGCUCUAUUUAACAAGAGGAGAUGAUGAGGAUAUAUAUAUCCAGAAUCCAUAGGAAAUAAUUAAAAUGGAUUCUAUGAAGUUAUGGGGAGAGGCUUUAGCUGCAGCAACAGGAUUUAUGUUACUAAUCGGACUGCUCUGUUGCUGCCUUAGCUGCAAGAUGAGUUGUCAUGGUAACAAAACCAAAGGUAGCAGUGGCUUCAGUACUUGUGAUGGUGGCUUUGGAGGAGAAAUAUGCGCAAAGUUAAACUUCAAGGGGAGGAAUGUGCAAUUUAUUCAAAAGAAGAUUAAAAGCGAAGAGACGUAUAAUAAAGCAAGGCCACGUUGGACUGUCUCCCAAGAGCCAGACUGCACCACUAUCAAAAUGAGUACAAAGCUUCGCCAUUACUGUGGGUCAAUUGGGGUCAUGGUUUCUGCUUCUGGUUUCUCUAAUUACACUGCUUUCUGCUAUUUGAUUGCAUCAAUGGGACUUCAAGUAUUGUGGAGUUUUGGGCUUGCAUGUCUAGACAUCUAUGCUUUGAGGAUAAAAAGAGACCUUCAAAAUCCCGUCUUGGUUACUGCAACCCUAUCACUUGCAGCUGCGUGCUCGUCAGCAGGGAUUGCUGUUUUGUAUUCAAAAGAUUUAAACUUCUGUAGUAGUCCACCUCAUCUUCCAUGUGGUAGAUUUGAGCUCUCUGUGGUGUUAGCGUUCAUAACCUGGUUUCUUAUCGCCAUUUCUUCCCACGUGAUGUUUUGGAUUCUAGCUGCCGUUUAAUGAUGUGAGAACGUUUCUCUCUGCUCAGAAGAUUGCUUCUGAAAUGACUUUCAAGGACCCGUCACAUCUAUAUCUAAUUUCCACUAAGUUGUAGCCUUAUCUUCCUUGGCAAUCGAUAUGCAGAAGAGAUGAGUUUCUUCUGCACUGAUUGAGUUUCUUGGGGUUAGGUGGUUCCCAGUUGUGCUCUUCAAGUUCAAUUUUGAUCUGAGUGUAAAUUUUAACCUCCUAAUUGUACUCUAAUCUACUCCAGUUCAAUUACAUUUAGAUCUAGUAUGAGUCCUGAGCUUUUUUACUAGUACUUGACCCUGGACAUUUUGAAAUCAAAUGUUCACUCUCUAGCUGCUGCUGCAUUA
Nicotiana tabacum (common tobacco) is the source of this 1281-nucleotide messenger RNA. RefSeq names its product CASP-like protein 5B2. NCBI's taxonomy places the organism in Eukaryota, Viridiplantae, Streptophyta, Magnoliopsida, Solanales, Solanaceae. Gene Ontology annotation, cellular component: membrane. The record is from RefSeq and is a predicted model, not a curated record.